AUGGGGGGCUCUAGCACCAUCGUCGACGCCAUCAACUUUGUCGAUACUGCCUCCAGCCAGCGCAUCGAGCCCGGCUCUGUCAACCUCAAACCCGCCCCCUGGCCAGCGCACUUCAAGACUGAGCCCACAUCCGACCAGGUAGCCAAGAUCGCCGCCAAUGUUGUCGACACGGUGAACAACCACUUCGACAAGGUCCCCGACCUGUUCCUCGACUCCCAGGCCGGCUUCUGGCGAGACCACCUAGCCCUAACGUGGGACCUGCGCACUCUCAAAGGCAAAGACAAGAUCCGCAACUUCUUGCAAGCCGAAGCCCAAGUCAAGAAAGUGCCCCUGCAAAUCCAGAUUGACGAGUCCCAGGCUUUCCGCAAGCCGCAAGUCGGUGGGUUCGCUCCCGUCAACGGGCUCAAGGGCAUCCAGUUCUUCAUCACGUUUACAUCGCAAAAUGGCAAGGGGCGCGGUGUGGUGAGGUUGGUACAGGAGCACAAGACGGAGGAGUGGAAGAUCUGGACCUUCUUUCUCACUCUUGACGAGUACCGCGGUCACCCAGAACCCAAGGGACCCAAUAGGCCCAAGGGCGUCGAGCAUGGUGGCCAGCCAGGACGGAUGAACUGGGCGCAGAAGAGGCAGGAGGAGAUCAAUUUUACCAAAAACGAGCCCGAUGUGUUGAUUCUUGGCUGCGGCCAAGGCGGCCUCACCGCCGCCGCCCGUCUCAAGAUGCUCGGCGUCUCCUCGCUCAUCAUCGACCGCAACCCGCGCAUCGGCGACAACUGGCGCAACCGGUACCACCAACUCGUCCUGCACGACCCAGUCUGGUACGACCACCUGCCGUACCUCCCCUUCCCCGACCAUUGGCCCAUCUUCACGCCCAAGGACAAGCUAGCCGACUGGUUCGACUCGUACGCCAAAGCGCUCGACCUCAACGUCUGGCUGCGCUCCACCAUUGUCUCCUCCGAGUAUGACAACGCCCGCAAGGCCUGGAAGAUAGUCAUUCGCCGCUCCUUUAUCGAACACAUGGAACUCACCGUCUACCCCAAACACAUUAUCCAAUGCACCGGCGGCUCAGGAAAGCCCAACAUGCCGACCACCAUCCCCGGCAUUGCCGGCGGCGUCUUCAAGGGCGACCGGCUCUGCCACUCUUCGCAGUUCACCACCGCCACCCCGCUCGCCAAGCGCGGCUCCAAAAAGGCCAUCGUCGUCGGCGCGUGCAACUCGUCCCAUGACAUUUGCCAGGAUUUCUACGAGCGCGGGUACGACGUGACCAUGGUCCAGCGCUCCUCGACCUUUGUCGUGUCCUCGUCUGCGGCGCUCAAGUACCUCAUCGGCCCGCUCUACAGCGAGGGCGGGCCGGCGGUGGAAGACGCCGAUCUGUUCCUCUGGUCGCACCCGAGCGAGGUGCUCAAGACGUUGCAGCAGGACUUGACCAAGCUGACGAUUGAGCACGACGCCGAGUUGUUGGCGGGGCUGGAUCGAGCUGGGUUUAAGCUGGACAAGGGCGUCGAUGGCGCGGGUCUGUUUGCCAAGUAUCUGCAGCGGCAGGGCGGGUAUUACAUCGACGUCGGCACUUCCAAGUUGAUUGUUGAGGGCAAGAUUGCCGUCAAGUCGGGGGUGGGCAUCGCGGCGGUGGUGGAGAAGGGUUUGAAGAUGGAGGAUGGGGAGGUGUUGGAAGCGGAUGAGAUUGUGUUCGCUACGGGGUAUAGUAAUAUGCGGUCAACGGCCAGGGAGGUGUUUGGGAACGAGCAAGUAGGGGACAAGGUCGGUGAUGUGUGGGGAUGGAAUGAGGAAGGGGAGAUGAGAGGGAUAUGGACGAGGAGUGGACAUGAGGCGUUUUGGUUCCACGGAGGAAAUCUGGCGUUGGCAAGGUAUUAUUCGAGAGUUGUGGCGUUGCAGAUUAAGGCGAGUUUGGAUGGGUUACUGUAGGGGUAGUGGAGCUCAAGGUAGUGCGAGGGUUAGGUUUGUUUGAUAGGGACGUGAUGAUUAAGAAAGUCUACAGAUACAAGUUUCCCAUGGGGGUGGUUUGUCCGCCCUUUC
Molecule: messenger RNA, 2028 nt
Organism: Neurospora tetrasperma FGSC 2508
Lineage: Eukaryota; Fungi; Ascomycota; Sordariomycetes; Sordariales; Sordariaceae
Exons: 3
Coding region: 1-1917 (638 amino acids)
Molecular function (GO): N,N-dimethylaniline monooxygenase activity; flavin adenine dinucleotide binding; NADP binding
Source: RefSeq, a predicted model, not a curated record